UGCGUUGCGCACGCUAGUUAAGUGCUGUGCAUGCGUCUUGUUCGUCUGCUGCUUGCCUACACCCAUUGCUCGCUCACUGACCGCCGCCAUCGACCAUGCCGGCGCGUGCCACCACCGCUCUCACCCUUCGACCUCCCGAUUGAACUCUCUCGCCCGUUUCCUAGCCGUGCUGUCACAGCCCGUGCCCUCACCACAGUCGCUACAUACCCCUCCGCAUCUCUCCUCCAUACCUCGACGGUGGAGCAGCAUUACGGCCGUGGCGCGGGGCGGAACCGGCUGCUGGAUUGUGCUCUUUCAUUCAUUGCCCCUCCGCCGACGACAUCGCCCACCAGCGCCCUUUGAGCCUCCUCCUCCAACCACCCAGCAUGGCUGACCCUUCGCGGCCCUGGGUGUCGAAUCCUACGGCCCAGGCCAUCUUGGACUACCUGCAGAUCGCAUAUCCCAUCACCUUGCUGGUGCUCUAUCUGACCACCUUCACCGUCCGCAGCAUCGUCACUGCCCGCAGCGACAGCGACACCCUCCCCUCGCAACGCCCGGAGCAGCUGGGGCCUGGUGGCAAGCCGCUGCCCAGGAAGAAGAACAACGCUGUCAAGAAAGAGUCGGACAUUUCACCGGACCUCGACUUUGCGCGGCCACGCAAACUACUGUUCGAAUGGCUGUCGGUGGGCGUCAUCUUCUCGCUGAGCGCCAACAUCCUCGUGGUCAUCGUCCACGCCAUAUCCGCAAGAGAUGAGGGCUGGUGGUGCGGUCAGGCACCCACGAUCUAUCUGGUGGGGUCUUUCAUGGUCUACAUCCUACUCGUCAUUCACAUGAUCGACUCCAAGCCAUCGCCCACCAUUGCCCAUUUCCUAACAUGGGCCGCCGCGUUGCUGAUGGAGCUCGUCUUACUGGGAGCCUCCUUCGCCGCAUACACUUCCGAGCACCGCGAACCGAAGCCCGGUCAUCGCCACGGUGGCGAAUUCCGGAGAGGCAUGUCGGAAUGGGAAGUCACCGAAGUGACCAUCGACAUCGUCCGCGUCUUCAUCCUUCUGGCCCUCUUGGCAUUCUACACUCUCUUCGUCUUCUUACAUGAUGUGUGGAAGCGAAAGCCCCAGUCAGAGCACGUGCUCAAUACCGAGGAGACCACUGCCCUCCUGUCCAAUGGUCAUGCGGAGAACGGCGCAGCCAAUGGUACUGCACACGCGUACGGUUCCACAAAUGGCAAAGCGCACGGGCCUGCCGGCUAUGGACAUGGACGCAGUGGUCACCACGAGGAAGCACCGGCGGGCUGGGAGAAGCCAAAGCAGACGCCGACACGUAGCUGGUGGGAGUACCUUCGAGCAUAUGCAGUGUUCUUGCCAUACAUCUGGCCAGCCAAGGAUCGGGCACUGCAGCUCAACUUUGUCAUCUGCUUCGUGAUUGUGUUCCUCCAGCGUGGUAUCCAGAUUCUGGUUCCCAUCCAGCUGGGUAACAUCACUGAUAUCCUGGCCGGAGACAACAUCUACAUGCCAUGGCUUGCAAUUGGUCUGUACAUCAUUUACCGCCUGUUCCAAGGCUCCAACGGACUGCUGGGAGCUGCGAGACAAGUCUUGUGGAUCCCCAUCGAGCAGUACUCGUACCGUGAGCUCUCGGUGGCAGCGUUCGAGCAUGUCCACCACCUCAGCCUGGACUUCCACCUGGGCAAGAAAACCGGCGAAGUGCUCUCUGCAUUGGGCAAGGGCGCGUCGCUGAACACGUUCCUUGAGUCCGUGACAUUCAACGUGCUUCCCAUGCUCAUCGAUCUGGGCGCUGCUUUUGUGGUAUUCCUCGUCAAGUUCGAUGCCUAUUAUGCAUUGGUGAUUGUCGUGGUUACUUUCUGGUACAUCUACAUCACCAUCCGCAUGGCAGCGUGGCGAGCAGAAAUCCGCCGACAAGCCACGAAUGCAAGUCGGGAAGAGGACGCUGUCAAGAACGACUCCAUGAUGUCGUACGAGACGGUCAAGUACUUCAACGCGGAAGCGUAUGAGUUCAACCGCUAUCGCGAUGCCGUGAAGAAGUAUCAAAAGGCUGAGUACCAGGUCACUUUCUCGCUCGCGCUCAUGAACACGAUCCAAAACUUGGUUUUCAUGUUUGGACUGAUUGUGGCCAGCUUCAUAGCAGCAUACCAAGUCACCUCGGGAAUACUCAAAGUGGGCAAAUUUGUCCUGCUGGUAACGUACAUGACACAGCUGCAAGGGCCUUUGAACUUCUUUGGCACAUUUUACCGGAUGAUUCAGAACAACAUGAUCAACUCGGAGCGCAUGUUGGAGCUCUUCAAGGAGCAGCCGACCGUAGUGGACAGCCCGGAAGCCGAGACGAUGCCUUCUUGCGAAGGUGAGAUUCGAUACGACGAUGUACACUUUACCUACGAUCAGCGAAAACCUGCGUUGCAAGGACUUAGCUUUACCUGCAAGCCAGGCACCACAACCGCAUUGGUCGGCGAAUCUGGAGGUGGCAAGUCCACAGUUUUCCGCCUUCUGUUCCGUUUCUACAACACGCAACAAGGAACGAUUCAGGUGGAUGGCAGGGAUGUGCAGGGUAUUACUAUUGACAGCUUGAGGAAACACAUUGGUGUAGUACCGCAGGACACGGUCCUCUUCAACGAGACGCUCAUGUACAACCUCAAGUAUGCCAGGCAGGAUGCCACAGACGAAGAAGUCUACGAAGCGUGCCGAGCAGCGAGUAUACACGACAAGAUCAUGGGAUUCCCGGAUCAAUACGACACGAAAGUGGGUGAGCGCGGGUUACGACUUUCUGGUGGCGAGAAACAGCGAGUUGCGAUUGCUCGCACUAUCAUCAAGAACCCCCGCAUUAUCCUGCUGGAUGAAGCCACUGCAGCGCUGGAUACCGAGACGGAGGAGCAUAUCCAAGAAGCUCUCAACACCUUGGCGCAAGGCCGAACCAUGCUGGUCAUUGCUCACCGGCUAAGCACAAUCACCAUGUGUGACCAAAUUCUGGUUCUGCAUCAAGGCAAGGUUGCAGAGCGAGGGACCCAUCACGAACUGCUCGCACAGCGAGGUCGUUAUGCGAGCAUGUGGAGGAAACAAGUCCGAGCGCAACGCGCCGCAGAGGAGGCCAAGGUUCUCAAGGAGAAAGCUGACAGGCUUCGACGAGAGAGCAUGGACAGUAGCGCGGCCCGUCUCCGGAUUGGCCAGGAUGAGGACACACCGCCCAGCAGCGACGAGGAGGAACACGCACGCAACAAGCAGGCGGCACCUGAAAGCGACUUCCAGAGUGCGCUUUCGUUAUCGCCGAGGGCUGCGGUCCCCCACGCGCAAAUAUCUACAGUGUUGGGUGGAGGGAAAGAUCCUGGUACCGAUGUCAAGCCACAGCUGGAAGCGUUGCGAAGUGGUACAGUGCGAUCACCAUCGCCUGUGGUAGAAGAGGAACAUCACCAUCACCAACACCAUCCCGGGAAACCUGCAGGACACCCUUAGAGGAGGAAGAUGAGUACGAGCGGCAAGGUGCUUGACGAUGAGUGAUCGAUAUGGAGCAGGUGGCGAAUGUCAGGCGAUUAGUUCGCCGGCAGAGUGUUGGAAAGUAAUGAAGGAAAUUACACCCUGCUCGGAGCAAGAAAUUGCUGCUGCUUGCAUACACUCAGCGGCGCAAGCAUUAUAGAUGGAUGGGAAUCGACGUAGUGCGCCAACGUUCCAGCCUUGGUGUUCACUACAUGGUGGAGAGGCGAAGAAGAAGGGCGACGAUGGACGAAAAGUAUUAUGAUUACUUUUUAAUCGUAUUGUUGAAACACCUAUCAACUAUCAACCUACUGAAUCCAGUGACUCCAGACCUGUCAAUUUUACACAGCCAAGAAUUCCGCUCGGCUACGUGCUUACCCAG
This is a messenger RNA of Cercospora beticola, 3834 nucleotides long. RefSeq lists its product as uncharacterized. Gene Ontology annotation, cellular component: vacuolar membrane. The record is from RefSeq and is a predicted model, not a curated record. NCBI's taxonomy places the organism in Eukaryota, Fungi, Ascomycota, Dothideomycetes, Mycosphaerellales, Mycosphaerellaceae. Gene Ontology annotation, biological process: transmembrane transport. Gene Ontology annotation, molecular function: ATP binding; ATP hydrolysis activity; ABC-type transporter activity.